Messenger RNA from Pungitius pungitius (ninespine stickleback), 2571 nucleotides. RefSeq names its product regulator of chromosome condensation 1 (gene rcc1). Gene Ontology annotation, cellular component: cytoplasm. NCBI's taxonomy places the organism in Eukaryota, Metazoa, Chordata, Actinopteri, Perciformes, Gasterosteidae. The transcript has 10 exons. The coding region runs from base 762 to 2018 and encodes 418 amino acids. Gene Ontology annotation, molecular function: guanyl-nucleotide exchange factor activity. The record is from RefSeq and is a predicted model, not a curated record.
GGCGGACAAGACGAGAAAUAAUAAACGCUACUUAACUGAUGAUCAACGUCACGCUGUAAAUCAGAAAAUUAUGUUCAUUCAUUCGCGAAUGUCAUGCUAACGGUGCUAGCGAGUUUGCGCUAAUGGUAGCUAACAAACUGCUGUGAACGUUUUGCUUCGCAGAGGCGACUGUUCACUAUAGUUAGCACACUUUAAUGCUAACUGCAAUUUUCUUCUUAGAUAUUCUAUAUUUUGCAUCUUACAUUCUAACUAUCGGUGCCCGACUGUGUGGCAUUUAACAUAUAUUCAAGAAGUCUAAUUCAGGCUUCUGCUAACUCGGUAACUUAGGCAACCAACGUGAAGUGUUAGCUAGGACACAUGGUUAACUUAAGUUACUGCCAAUGUUGCUUCACGUUGCCUUAAAAAAAGUUGCGUUAUGCAACUCGUGCUGCAUAUUAAAGCACUGGCAGUACUCUCCAGAUAACUAUGUGCUUACGAAAAGUGUGUCACUGAGAGCUAAGCUCGACCCCGCUUCGGGUCGUAGCGGUUAUUGUUGGGACUUGAAGAGCAGAAGCACAACUGUCCUCCGGGUGAACUAAUCUCACACCCCCAGCCAUUCGAGUGACUUUCUGACAGCUGUUGGAGCCAGAGAUCUUCUUCAAGCCCUCGUUUUUCCCAACCAACAUCUGAAAGCUGUUUGAAUUUCAACUGCUUGUUUCUAAGCUGAUGGCCUCCUGACUUUGGUUACCUCUGCAGCCCUAUUUUCCUUACGUGUUUCCAACAUGCCUGCUAACAAGACUGCUACCAAGAGGAAGUCUGCGCCUGUUGGUGGAGAUGAUAAAACCCCCAAGAAAGUGAAAGUGUCGCACAGGAGUCACGGCAAGGAGGCGGGUCAGGUUCUUGUUCUGGGCCAGGGGGACGUUGGCCAGUUGGGCCUAGGCGAGACCACCAUUGAGAGGAAAAAGCCUGCCCUUGUGUCUCUGCCGGAGAAAACGGUACAAGUUGUUGCAGGGGGCAUGCACACGGUGUGCGUCAGCGAGACUGGCCAUGUCUACACCUUUGGAUGUAACGACGAAGGUGCUCUUGGUCGGGACACAACGGAGGAGGGGUCCGAGAUGGUCCCAGGAAAGGUGACGUUGGAGGAGAAGGUUGUGCAGGUGUCGGCGGGAGACAGCCACACAGCUGCACUCACAGAGGAUGGAACGGUGUACAUAUGGGGCUCGUUCAGGGAUAACAGUGGGGUUAUAGGUCUUCUGGAGCCCAUGAAAACAUGCACCGCUCCAGUCAAAGUCCCCAUGACGGAGACUGUUGUGAAGAUUGCAUCAGGUAACGACCACCUUGUACUGCUGACACUGGAGGGAAACCUGUACACAUCUGGCACCGCGGAGCAGGGGCAGCUGGGAAGGGUCCCGGAGCACUUUUCAGACAGAGGAGGCAGGAAAGGUCUCGGCCGGUUGCUGGUACCACAAAUGGUGAAAAUCAAAGGGAAAGUUCACUUCAUAGAUGCCUUCUGUGGAGCGUACUUCACCUUUGCUGUGUCUAAAGAGGGGCCUGUUUAUGGAUUUGGUCUCUCCAACUAUCACCAGCUGGGUACUAAAAGCACAAAGAUGUGUUUUGUGCCAGUAAAACUCACAUGCUUCAAAAACUCCACCACCUGCUGGGUGGAUUUCUCUGGAGGACAACAUCACACACUCUGCCUUGAUGCCGACGGACAGGUUUAUAGCUUGGGCAGAGCUGAAUAUGGCCGCCUUGGUCUGGGCCAAGGGGCAGAAGAAAAAUGUGAGCCCACGCCAGUGACUGGGAUAGAGGCAGCCAGUGGACUGGCAUGUGGGGCCUCCGUCAGUUACGCCGUCACCAGAGAAGGAUCUGUGUAUGCCUGGGGCAUGGGCACCAACCUGCAGCUGGGCACCGGCGAGGAGGACGAUGAGUGGAGCCCUGUAAAGAUGACCGGCAAGCAGCUGGAGAACCGUGUAGUACUGUCGGCCUCCAGUGGGGGUCAGCACACAGCCCUUCUGGUCAAAGACAAGCAGGAGAGUUGAUGUCCUUCAAACUGUUUUUCUUUUUUCUUCAUGCCUAAAUCUGAGGGAGGUGGUUGAGGUGACUCCUCGCUCAGCCGAGGGAUUGUGAGAGGUUCGAGCCCUUUUUACAAACUGUCCCUUUCCGACUGAGAGGAAAAUGUUCACGGAUGUUAAAUAGAUCAUGACAAAAGAUGCUUCUUUUUUUUAAAUCUAGUUUUGGAUGUUCUUUUUGAAUACUUUUCAUCAAAAGUCAUUAGUAUGACUGAUGUGGUAUAUGAGGUGUUUGUGAAUGUGACUGAGCGCAUGUACGUAAAGGAAAUGAGAGUGCAAGCCUUUUUAUGACUUCUCCAAACAGCAGUGUUUUAAACGUUAUAUUUCUUAGCAAUAAUUCCACACACACACCUUGGUUCAGGCAGGACAUUUCUACCCAAGUUAUGUGAGACUACUACUGUUCAUUUUACCAAGACCUGCCAUUGUUGGGACUAUUUGGACAUUUGGUAAUGUGUAAUACUGUAUCUUGCAUUUUGUUGCUUUUCCUGUCUGAAAAUAAAGAUAACAUUUUAAUUUUUCUUAA